AUGUUAAUAACUUUGAUUUCCUUUGAAGGUAUUUGGAGAACUAUUGGUGGAUUCACAGCAAUUGCUUAUGGUAACAAUUGGAGCUGCUUUGGUGGAGAUUGGUUAUGAAAUUCAGGUAUUUUCACUUAAAGAUGGGCCAGCACGCUUUGCAUGGAUAAAUUUAAGAGUUCCAGUUACUGUCAUUCAAAAAUGUGACAAGUCAUAUAAUGCUAUGGACUGGCUAAACUUUAAUGGCAUAAUUGUGAGCUCUCUUGAAGCCAAGCAUGCCUUUUCUUGGAGCCUUUCAAGUCGUUGCCUCUUUUAUGGGUCGUUCAUGAAAAUGCACUUGCUUAUCGGUCAAGGCAAUAUGUUGCUAAUGGGCAAACUGAACUAUUGAAUGAUUGGAGCAGAGUUUUCAACCGGUCAACAGUUGUUGUCUUCCCAAACUAUGUCUUGCCGGUAAUAUGUAUGCGACUAGUUAUAUUUGUAUUUAUCAUUGAAAAUUCAUAGAUAGGCACAGAUUUAACAACUUAUG
This is a messenger RNA of Arachis ipaensis, 514 nucleotides long. NCBI's taxonomy places the organism in Eukaryota, Viridiplantae, Streptophyta, Magnoliopsida, Fabales, Fabaceae. The record is from RefSeq and is a predicted model, not a curated record.